AUGUCUUCUCAACCACCGCCUCCCCUACCUUCCGAGGGUGGCGCCCCUGACGGUGAGGGGCAACACCACGCAUUCGACAUCAUCAGCAGGAUAACAGGCGACAACGGAGCCUCAUCCUCCAGGGAGAAAGCGGACAGCUCCGAUAUCACGUGUGCCAACUCUGAGAAGGAUAUUGACCAGGAAAGCGAACAGAAGAUCACAGCCCUAGCGCGGAACCUGUCCCACCUCUCCCAGAAGAGCAGCGCUGUAGACGGUACAAACACUUUCCUCGACGCCUCCAGUGACCCCCAGCUGGAUCCCAAUUCCGACAAUUUCAACGCCCGAAAAUGGACCAAGAAUUUCCUCUCCGUCGCCAAUCGCGACCCGGACAGAUACCCGCGUCGCACUGCUGGUGUUUCAUUCCGCAACCUGAGCGCGUUCGGCUAUGGAACCGCCGUCGAUUACCAGACAGAUGUUGCCAAUAUGUGGCUUAAGGGGUAUGGGUGGGUUCGCCGCAUGCUUGGAUUCGGGGACCGAGUCCGCAUUGACAUCUUGCACGAUUUCGAGGGUUUCGUUCGGAGUGGUGAGAUGUUGGUUGCUCUCGGGCGCCCUGGAAGUGGAUGUUCUACGUUUCUGAAAUCAAUAGCCGGCGAGACUCACGGUCUCUGGCUUGAUGAUGGAACUGACAUACAAUAUCAAGGCAUUUCCUGGGACGAAAUGCAUAGCCGUUUCCGCGGCGAAGUUAUCUAUCAAGCUGAAACUGAGAUUCAUUUUCCCAAUCUUACUGCUGGUGAGACGCUGUCCUUUGCAGCUCGUGCGCGUGCCCCGGCCAAUCGAUUCCCUGGUGUAACUCGAGAGCAAUAUGCGACUCACAUGCGCGAUGUUACGAUGGCUAUGUUGGGACUCAGUCACACGAUGAACACGAUGGUAGGGAACGAGUUUAUACGCGGUGUAUCUGGUGGAGAACGGAAGCGAGUCAGUAUUGCAGAAACAAUCCUCUGCGGUUGUCCUAUGCAAUGCUGGGAUAAUUCAACCAGAGGUCUCGAUAGCUCAACUGCGCUGGAAUUUGUAAGAAAUAUCCGCCUUUCUACUGAAUACACCGGUUCUACAGCUGUCGUUGCCAUCUAUCAGGCGAGUCAGGCGAUCUACGAUGUGUUUGAUAAAGCCAUUGUCCUCUAUGAAGGUCGCCAAAUAUACUUUGGGAGCGCCACCGAUGCCAGACGCUUUUUCAUCGAGAUGGGCUUUGACUGCCCCGAUAGACAGACUACCGCCGACUUCCUUACAUCUUUGACAAGUCCCACUGAACGACUCGUGCGACCAGGAUAUGAAAAUGCCGUCCCUCGAACCCCUGAUGAGUUUGCAGCCCGAUGGAAGCAAAGCGUGGAGCGCAAGCAAUUGCUUGCUGAUAUCGAGGCCUUCCAGAACGAAUUCCCUAUUGGCGGGAACAAACUUGAGGAAUUCAAGCGCUCUCGAGCGGCGGAAAAGUCCAAGGGUACUCGUGCUGGUUCGCCGUAUACUCUCUCCUACCUAAUGCAAAUCCGCCUCUGCUUGACCAGAGGCUUCCUUCGUCUUAAGGGCGACAUGUCCAUGACCCUCGCUACUACUAUCGGCAACAGCAUCAUGGCAUUAAUUAUCUCAAGUAUCUUCUAUAAUAUGUCACCCACGACCGACGAAUUCUUCUCUCGCGGAGCCCUGCUUUUCUUCGCUAUUCUACUAAACGCUUUCUCGAGUGCGCUGGAAAUCCUGACGCUCUGGCAGCAAAGACCAAUUGUGGAAAAGCACUUCAAAUAUGCGCUGUAUCACCCCUCCGCAGAAGCAAUUAGUUCAAUGAUUGUCGACCUACCCGCCAAGGUGCUCGUAUCGAUUGUGUUUAAUAUCAUCCUCUACUUCAUGACAAACCUCCGCCGUACACCAGGACACUUUUUCGUCUUUUACCUGUUUUCAUUUACGACCACACUGACCAUGUCCAAUAUUUUCCGCUGGAUUGGUGCAAUAUCCCGGUCUAUGGCGCAAGCAAUGGUUCCCUCGUCAAUCUUCAUGAUGAUCCUUGUCAUUUACACUGGGUUCACUAUUCCUGUACGCAAUAUGCAUCCGUGGUUCAAAUGGCUCAACUAUCUUAACCCUAUUGGUUACGCAUUCGAAUCACUCAUGGUCAACGAAUUCAGCGGCCGGACGUUUGAUUGCGGAGGCUAUGUACCCAACUAUCCCGACGCUCCUCUGUCAUCAAAGAUUUGCUCCAAUCGUGGAGCUGUGGCCGGUGAAGAUUUUAUCGAUGGUGACAAAUACCUGAAUACCUCGUUCGAAUAUUACAGGUCUCACUUGUGGAGAAACUACGGCAUCCUUCUGGCAUUCAUGUUUGCCUUUUUGGGCCUCUAUAUCAUCUGUAGUGAGUUUGUCCGGGCAAAACCCUCCAAGGGAGAGAUUCUGGUCUUUCCAAGAGGCAAAAUUCCGGCUUUCGCAAAAGAAAUCCGACGCGACGCGGAGGAAGCUGCUCCAGUUGAAAAGGCCGUCCCAGUUGGUCAGGAUGACGCAGACGAUCAUGUUGGGGCUAUCUCGAAACAAACAGCAAUCUUUCACUGGCAGGAUGUGUGCUACGACAUCAAAAUAAAGGGCGAAAACCGACGCAUCCUCGAUAACGUUGAUGGUUGGGUAAAGCCGGGCAACCUAACAGCUUUAAUGGGGGUUACUGGCGCCGGCAAGACCUCUCUACUGGAUGUUCUAGCUGACCGCGUUACUAUGGGCGUGGUGACUGGCGAGAUGCUUGUGGAUGGGCGCUUGCGAGAUGACUCUUUUCAACGUAAAACAGGUUACGUCCAGCAGCAAGAUCUGCAUCUUGAAACCAGCACUGUGCGCGAAGCGCUAAUCUUCAGUGCAAUGCUUCGCCAGCCUGCUACCGUGUCGCGGAAGGAGAAAAUUGCAUACGUGGAAGAGGUGAUUAAGAUGCUGGGCAUGGAGGAAUAUGCUCAGGCUGUAGUAGGUAUUCUGGGUGAAGGAUUGAAUGUCGAGCAGAGGAAACGCCUCACUAUUGGAGUGGAGCUUGCAGCAAAGCCAGACCUUCUUCUUUUCUUCGAUGAGCCGACAUCUGGCCUAGACAGCCAGACAGCCUGGUCUAUCUGUUCUCUUAUGCGGAAGCUAGCAGACCAUGGUCAGGCGAUCUUAUGUACGAUUCACCAGCCAUCUGCGAUUUUAAUGCAGCAGUUUGAUCGACUUCUAUUCCUGGCCAAGGGCGGAAAGACUAUCUACUUUGGCGAGCUUGGUGAAAAUAUGGAGACCCUGAUCAAGUAUUUUGAAAAGAAAGGCUCCGCUCCCUGCCCCAAGACCGCAAACCCCGCUGAAUGGAUGUUGGAAAUUAUCGGUGCAGCCCCAGGAUCUCAUGCAGAUCGAGACUGGUCUGAGAUCUGGAAGCAGAGCCCUGAACGCGAUCAUGUACGUCAGGAAUUGGCAGAGAUGAAAGCAGAGUUGUCGCAGAAUCCAGAGCCCCCCAAGGCGCCCGAAUAUGGAGAAUUUGCAAUGCCGCUCUGGUCUCAGUUUCUCAUAUGCCUCCAGCGCAUGUUUGAGCAAUACUGGCGCAGUCCGUCCUACAUUUAUUCUAAGGCCACCAUGUGUGUGAUUCCGCCGCUCUUCAUUGGGUUUACGUUUUGGCGAGAGCCAGUUACCUUGCAAGGCAUGCAAAAUCAGAUGUUCGCCAUCUUCAUGCUCCUGAUUAUCUUCCCGAACUUGGUCCAACAAAUGAUGCCGUACUUUGUGACGCAGCGUGCUCUAUAUGAAGUCCGAGAGCGACCUUCAAAGGCAUAUUCAUGGAAGGCUUUUAUGAUGGCCAGUAUCUGCGUGGAGCUUCCUUGGAACGUCUUGAUGGCUGUUCCAGCCUACUUCUGCUGGUAUUAUCCGAUCGGGCUGUAUCGUAAUGCAGGCCCUGGGGAGACGGUCGAGCGUGGCGGCACCAUGUUCCUGCUGAUUUUAAUCUUCAUGCUAUUCUCGUCAACUUUUAGCACCAUGAUCAUUGCUGGCAUUGAACAUCCAGAUACUGGUAGCAAUAUUGCUCAACUCUUAUUCUCGCUAUGUCUCGUCUUCAACGGUGUACUUGCAUCCCCAAGUGCCCUUCCCCGGUUUUGGAUAUUUAUGUACCGAGUCUCACCGUUCACCUACCUCGUGUCAUCAGUACUAUCAACGGGCUUGGCAGGAACCGAAGCAUACUGUUCUGACAUCGAGAUACUCGCUGUCCCUCCACCCGAUGGUCAGAAUUGUACAUCAUACCUUGGCCCCUACGCCGAACAAACCAUGGGGACUAUCCUGGACCCAGCCCCCAAUGGCGACUGUCGGCUCUGCAGUAUCUCUUCGUCAAAUCAAUUCUUGGCUCAGCUCAGUAUUAACCCUGACGACACCUGGCGAAACGUGGGGAUAUUGUUCGUGUACAUCGUGUUCAAUGCUUUUGCAGCCGUUUUCCUCUAUUGGUUGGUUCGGGUGCCAAAGAAGAAGUCUCAGCAGGUGAAGAAGGGCUAG
Molecule: messenger RNA, 4479 nt
Organism: Aspergillus puulaauensis
Lineage: Eukaryota; Fungi; Ascomycota; Eurotiomycetes; Eurotiales; Aspergillaceae
Product: pleiotropic drug resistance family ABC transporter
Exons: 6
Coding region: 1-4479 (1492 amino acids)
Biological process (GO): transmembrane transport
Cellular component (GO): membrane
Molecular function (GO): ATP hydrolysis activity; ATP binding; ABC-type transporter activity
Source: RefSeq, a predicted model, not a curated record